AUGGCAUUUUCUUCCUCUUUUGCGAGUAAUUCACAGGACCGUGCUCGAUGGAAGUAUGAUGUCUUUCUUAGUUUUAGUGGUUACGACACACGGAGAACAUUUACAAGUCACUUGCAUGAAGGUUUGAAAAAUAGGGGAAUAUUCACUUUUCUAGAUGAACGGGUAGAUCAUGGAAAUUCCAUCUCAGAAGAACUCGUGAAAGGUAUAGAAGAGUCUCAAGUUGCAGUAAUUGUUUUCUCAAAAAAUUAUGCAAAGUCAAGGUUGUGCUUGAAUGAACUAGUAAAGAUUAUGAAAUGCAAGGUUGAAAAUGGACAAAUAGUCAUACCAGUCUUCUACGAUGUGAAUCCAUCAUAUGUUCGACGCCAAAUUGGGAGCUUUGCAAAAGCAUUUGCCAAGCACGAAUGUAGGUAUAUGGAUGAUGUUGAGGGGAUGCAAAAGGUGCAAGGAUGGAGAACUGCCCUAGCUGCUGCCACAGAUCUAAGAGGAUAUGAAAUCUAUGACAGGACUGAAUCAGAAUGUAUUCGAGAACUUGUUGACGAUGUUUCUUCCAAAUUAUGCAAGACUUCUUCAUCUUAUUUGCAAGAUAUUGUGGGAAUAGAUACUCAUUUGGAGAAAGUAAAAUCCCUGCUAGAGAUGGAAACUAAUGAUGUUCGCAUUGUGGGGAUCUGGGGAAUGGGGGGAGUCGGUAAAACGACUAUAGCUAGAGUUGUUUUUGAUACACUCUCACCUCAAUUUCAGGGUGCAAGUUUCCUUGCAGAUUUUUUAUUGUCCUUUUGCAAGUUGGGUGAGCUUUUCCCAAUUUUGUUGGAAUUCGUCAACUUCAUGCACAAUUGUUAG
Solanum tuberosum (potato) is the source of this 837-nucleotide messenger RNA. RefSeq names its product TMV resistance protein N-like. Bases 1 to 837 code for a protein of 278 amino acids. Gene Ontology annotation, molecular function: ADP binding. The transcript has 3 exons. Gene Ontology annotation, biological process: defense response; signal transduction. Lineage: Eukaryota; Viridiplantae; Streptophyta; Magnoliopsida; Solanales; Solanaceae. The record is from RefSeq and is a predicted model, not a curated record.